Spea bombifrons (plains spadefoot toad) is the source of this 1818-nucleotide messenger RNA. It is a transcript of the gene GRB2, whose product is annotated as growth factor receptor bound protein 2. NCBI's taxonomy places the organism in Eukaryota, Metazoa, Chordata, Amphibia, Anura, Pelobatidae. The coding region runs from base 351 to 1040 and encodes 229 amino acids. The transcript has 7 exons. Gene Ontology annotation, molecular function: protein binding. The record is from RefSeq and is a predicted model, not a curated record.
AUCUGACGCUAUCCCGGAAGUCUCGCGGGAGGAUCUGCCCCGGGGCGGAGCGGAAGCGGCCGGAAAGACAGAGCAGACGCGGCUCCGCUGAUUAGGAGAUUUAGAAAUGGAUACAUCCAGUGGCCAUCCUGGAGGCAAGAGACCUACUUUUUGAAGGAAAUAUUGGACAAAGCAUCAGAGGAUAAUUUGCAUGUUGGAUGAACUGCAAAAGGCCGCAGUUUUUCCUUCUGAAGUGAAGCUAAAAAGUAUCUUUCAUAGCAACCUGAGUCUGGUGACAAACGGAAGGUGUGAGCAGCAAAGGGGAACAGCCCUUCUCUUUGUGUGGCCUCCACAGAGAAGUUGCAGUCACCAUGGAGGCCAUAGCAAAAUAUGACUUCAAAGCCACAGCAGAUGAUGAGCUGAGUUUCAAGCGAGGGGACGUUCUGAAGGUCCUGAAUGAAGAGUGUGACCAGAACUGGUACAAAGCUGAACUCAACGGAAAAGAUGGAUUCAUUCCCAAAAAUUAUAUUGAGAUGAAGCCACAUCCGUGGUUUUUUGGCAAGAUUCCACGUGCCAAAGCAGAAGAGAUGCUUGGUAAGCAAAGACACGAUGGUGCCUUUUUGAUCCGUGAGAGUGAAAGUGCACCAGGAGACUUCUCUUUAUCAGUCAAAUUUGGCAAUGAUGUGCAGCACUUCAAGGUUUUGCGAGAUGGUGCAGGGAAGUAUUUCCUGUGGGUUGUAAAGUUCAACUCCCUGAAUGAGCUAGUUGAUUACCAUCGGUCUACAUCAGUAUCCCGGAACCAACAGAUCUUCUUGCGUGACAUCGAGCAGGUGCCACAGGUACACGGGGGAGAAAGAGCAACGAAUUUACCACAGCAACCCACCUAUGUGCAGGCGCUGUUUGAUUUCGAUCCCCAGGAAGAUGGGGAACUUGGAUUCCGACGAGGAGACUUCAUCCAAGUGGUGGACAACUCAGAUCCGAACUGGUGGAAGGGAACUUGCCAUGGCCAAACUGGCAUGUUCCCACGCAAUUAUGUGACACCUGUCAACCGCAACCUGUAACUAGAGCCUGCAAGGCAGCCAAGGAAGAGCACAGACAGGCUUACCUGGGAAAGAGAGUAUGGACUGAUUUUAAGACCAGGGAUACACAAGACCAGUUUAUUUAGGUAUAGAUAAGUUGAAUGAAUUGCAACUAUAGGCAAAUUAUCGACAAAUGGAACCACAAAAGUAUAUGCUUAGGGAUACUAAUUGAUUGAGAGGCCCUAACUAUUUGGCUAACCAGACUAUAGUGUAAUUGGGCCACACAUUUGUAAAUGUGGGUCUAUCACAGGUAGACCUGUGAUAUAUAAGAGAAUGGUAAUGGACUGACAGUAAAGCUGGGUUGGGGUGAGGGCAGGGUAGCUACACACACUUGCAAACACACACACAAACUGCUCUACAGAAACAGUGGUGAACACCCACUGGUCCGUGAUCUGAGGAAACCAUCCCAGGAGUCUGGCUGUGCUUUGUGCAAUUGCUUUUCAGCAUCUUUUUUGAAGGAAAGGGGAGUACCCUUGGCUCAUUAUGGAACUUUAAUUUUUUUUUGGGGGGGGUUGAGGGUCCAACAGGCUCAGUGGGCGGGGGAGGGGGUUUAAUGGAUGUUUGAUUUAGAAUGCCAAAACAUAACUUUAAAUUAAAGACCGAAAAUAAGACUUUUUUUUAAUUAACAAGUUUCCUUCACUGCUGCUGUUUCUUCCUAAUGUUUCACCCGCUUCACUCCUCUUUAUCUGUCUUAUCGUGCAUGUGUGUUAUCAACGCACUGAAAUACAACACACGCCUAUAAAAUAAAAUACAAAAUUGA